Sus scrofa (pig) is the source of this 2483-nucleotide messenger RNA. RefSeq names its product cAMP responsive element modulator (gene CREM). Lineage: Eukaryota; Metazoa; Chordata; Mammalia; Artiodactyla; Suidae. The record is from RefSeq and is a predicted model, not a curated record. Gene Ontology annotation, cellular component: nucleus; ATF4-CREB1 transcription factor complex. Gene Ontology annotation, molecular function: protein binding; RNA polymerase II cis-regulatory region sequence-specific DNA binding; DNA-binding transcription factor activity, RNA polymerase II-specific. Gene Ontology annotation, biological process: regulation of transcription by RNA polymerase II.
GAUUAGAAACUUGCUUUCCUAAAAGUGUGUUCCCACAGAGGCUUUCUUCAGAGUUAGUUUUAGAUUCUGUGGUCCGCCACCUCUCUUGAUAGAAACUAGUAGCUCCUUUCAUGGCCAGAGUCUUUGGCUGUUUUGAGUCAGUCAUAAUGAAUAGCGAAACUUAGUAAAAUGAGGCAGUUUCUAAGAUUACACUCGCUUUUAGGAAUGAGUUGUUUACUAAUUAGAAACUUGGCAGGUUUUGAGUCCAAAGAAGUGAGGGUUUUUUGUGGGUAGGGAUCUUUGUUGAAAGCACCCAAGGUAGCUGGGAAAUGGCUGUGCUUUCCUCUCUGUGCUAUUGAUGGUUCUGGCCCCUCCAAUGUUGGAGCUGUGGUGGGGGGCAGUGUGCAAGGGCCCUACCAGCUCCAAGGCACAGGCUUUCUCUGGUUGGGAGAUGCUGGGGGUGUUUCUUUGGCUUUUUUUGUGGCUAUUGGGACAUAAAAGCAACUGCAGUUUUCAUCAGUAUAGAGACAAGGCAUUAGCUUGUGUCUGAAGUAAUACCGUAUCGUAUAUCAGAAGUCUCAUUUAUUAAAAAAUAAUUGACCAUAUUUAAGUUCAGUCUCCCAUUUCUCUGAGGAAAUUAGAGAGGGUGGUUUAUACUCUGGCCUAAACCACCAGUGAGAUCUUAGUGAGGUAGUUUAACUGCUUUAGAACUUUGCGAUUAGAACAUUCUUAGCCACCGAAGCAUGGGAACCGAAAGUCAGGAGCAUGGGUUCUUUAAUAUCUAUCACAUCAGAGAAUGACUGUUCCAGGACAGUGACCAUCUCCUAAUGGUUUCUGUAGCUGGAUCAGGCACCGGAAGAGGCUCCCCAGCUGUAACUCUAGUGCAGUUACCUUCAGGCCAAACUGUCCAUGUCCAGGGAGUAAUUCCGACACCACAGCCAUCGAUUAUUCAGUCACCACAAAUACAAACUGUUCAGGUAGCAACAAUUGCAGAGACAGAUGAGUCUGCAGAAUCAGAAGGUGUAAUUGACUCUCAUAAACGUAGAGAAAUCCUGUCACGAAGACCUUCUUAUAGAAAAAUACUGAAUGAACUUUCCUCUGAUGUGCCUGGUGUUCCCAAGAUUGAAGAAGAAAAAUCAGAGGAAGAAGGAACGCCACCUAAUAUCGCUGCCAUGGCAGUGCCGACUAGCAUAUAUCAGACUAGCACGGGGCAAUACAUUGCUAUAGCCCAAGGUGGAACAAUCCAGAUUUCUAACCCAGGAUCUGAUGGUGUUCAGGGACUGCAGGCAUUAACAAUGACAAAUUCAGGAGCUCCUCCGCCAGGUGCUACAAUUGUACAGUACGCAGCACAGUCAGCUGAUGGCACACAGCAGUUCUUUGUCCCAGGCAGCCAGGUGGUGGUUCAAGAUGAGGAAACUGAACUUGCCCCAAGUCACAUGGCUGCUGCCACUGGUGACAUGCCGACUUAUCAGAUCCGAGCUCCGACUACUGCUUUGCCUCAGGGAGUGGUGAUGGCUGCCUCUCCGGGAAGCCUGCACAGCCCCCAGCAACUAGCAGAGGAGGCAACACGCAAACGAGAGCUGAGGCUAAUGAAAAACAGGGAAGCCGCCCGGGAGUGUCGCAGGAAGAAGAAGGAAUAUGUCAAAUGUCUUGAAAACCGUGUGGCUGUGCUUGAAAACCAAAACAAGACUCUCAUUGAGGAACUCAAGGCCCUCAAAGACCUUUAUUGCCAUAAAGCAGAGUAACUGGCUUUGACAUGGACCUUGUUUGCCCUGAACUCUAACCCCGGCAGGAGGUGCCGCCGUCCUGCUCAUUGCCGUGUGGACUUGUGGAAGGGACCCUUGUGACCCUUCUUAAGGAACCCAGUUGGGCUUAGUGUGUGGAAGUUGACUUGGGAAUGUUGUUCCAGGAUGCGGAAGGCAGCCGUGAUCCCCGUCACCAGGCUUGCUUCAGUCGCGGUGUCAGUAGCGUGCGAAACAUGCUUUGUUUGCCCUUUUGCUUCUACUUUCUUGCAGGGAAGCUGCUAAGGAAUGUCGCCGUCGAAAGAAAGAGUAUGUCAAGUGUCUGGAGAGUCGGGUUGCAGUGCUGGAAGUUCAGAACAAGAAGCUCAUAGAGGAACUGGAAACCCUGAAAGACAUUUGCUCUCCUAAAACAGAUUAGUAGAAAUAUUUAACUAUGAACUGACUCCCACAUGUACAGUUGCUUCUGAAGGCAAUACACCAUAUAGCCGGCAAGAAUGAUGGCUUUUUUCCUUUGUGUCAUUCAUCAUAUUUUCUAAUCUCUAACAUUCCCAAACUGCUUCACUGUACGUAGUUAACUCUUAGCUGUAACUUCAGUUUUUUUUAAAAGAGACAAACUGUAAAAAAGAAAAAAAAAAUGUAUGUAACAGAUUCUUAAAAUGCAAUAUUUGUAAGACUUGUUCCAAUGCCACAUAUUUGCAGUUCCCAAUCUGUGUGUCAUGAAUAGUGUCCUAUGCAAUAAAAUUUUUUGCAGGUCUUUUGAAA